This is a messenger RNA of Acanthosepion pharaonis, 1116 nucleotides long. The record is from the annotation of a GenBank genome assembly. Lineage: Eukaryota; Metazoa; Mollusca; Cephalopoda; Sepiida; Sepiidae.
AUGUGUAUACUUCUCACACGUAAACGUGUGUCUCUCUCGACUUCACUCAACCUCCUCCUUCCAUUGCUUAAAUUCGAAAUGUUUCGUCUUUUACUUCCUCGUGGUUACCUCCUCCUUUCAUUAAAUCUGCACCUCCAACCCUUCUCCUCCUCCUUCUUACCAAACACUUCUCACUGUGUCGUCUCCGCGCCAGAAGAAGAAAAAAAAAAAGGUUAUACGAAAAAUUACCGAAUAUUAUUAUUAUUUAUUGGACGAUACAUCCAGACCGCUAAAUCCAUCAUUCAACACAAAAGGACUUAUUAUUUCCUACCCAAUGCCAGUCUAAUAGUUUUUUCACCCCCGCUCCCCAAACUAACCAAAAGAAAGAAACGAUGUAAGAAAGUCGCUUACUUUCAUUUAAACCGCUCUCUUUCUUUUUGGUUGGUGCUUUUUGUUUCGCUCACCCUUUCUCUCUUUAUUUUUCUUUCACCUUCUCACCCUUUCUUCUUUUUUUUUCUUUUCUUUCACUCUCUCACCCUUCUUUUUUUUUCUUUUCUUUCACUCUCUCACCCUUCUUUUUUUUUCUUUUCUUUCACUCUCUCACCCUUCUUUUUAUUCUUUUCUUUCACUCUCUCACCCUUUCUUCUUUUUUUUCUUUUCUUUCACUCUCUCACCCUUUCUUUUUCUUUUCUUUCACUCUCUCACCCUUUCUUCUUUUUUUUCUUUUCUUUCACUCUUUUUUUUCUUUUCUUUCACUCUUUUUUUUCUUUUCUUUCACUCUUUUUUUUCUUUUCUUUCACCCUUUCUUCUUUUUUCUUUUCUUUCACCCUCUCACUCUUUUUUCUUUUCUUUCACCCUUUCUUCUUUUUUCUUUUCUUUCACCCUUUCUUCUUUUCUUUCACCCUUUCUUCUUUUCUUUCACCCUUCUUCUUUUCUUUCACCCUUUCUUCUUUUCUUUCACCCUUUCUUCUUUUCUUUCACCCUUUCUUCUUUUCUUUCACCUUUUUUUCUUUUCUUUCACCUUUUUUUCUUUUCUUUCACCCUUUUUUCUUUUCUUUCACCCUUUCUUCUUUUUUUCUUUUCUUUCACCCUUUCUUCUUUUUUCUUUUUCUUUCACCCUUUUCACUCUUGCCUUGA